AUGACCAUCAAGCUGUUUAGGCUUCUUAAUUACCUUACAUGGGCCUCUGUUGUCGCUGCGACUGCUGUCACCAAUGCGCCUACUUUGCAAACCCCCACUGUUGCGAUCGAUAAGCGUCAACAACAGCCCUUCCAAGUCCCGGACUACCAAAUAAAAGGUCCAUUGGACCCCAAAUACUUGAAAUUAGAGGGUGGAAGUACAGAAUUCAUAGGUCCAAACCAAGACUAUUUAACAGUACUUUCGUCUGGCACUGAGACUGCUACAGCACACGUUGCUAUCUUUACUGGAAAAGUGAAUGAUCAGGACGAGUAUUCGCUAGUCAUAUCGCCGGAUCUCCAGAAGCGUCUCAAUGAUGCAUUAGCUGGCAAUCAGAAAAGAGGCCCAGGAGACUUGCCCAUGCCAGACUUUCUCUCUGUUGAGAUCACCAUAGGCAUUGGAGCUAUUGGAGCUGUGGCCGCCGGUGUUGUCGGUGUUGGACUGCUGGCGAUCCCGGUCGCAUUGAUUGCAGCCAACUUCUGGAUGGGUCUGGAAUUGACUGCGCACGCACCUUUGGCACAGAAGCUGCCGAACCCCUUUUUACAGGAAUUCGAGAAGUGUACAGCAAAGCCACAGCGAGACUGCCCAGCGUCGGACUGCAAAGGUGACGAUAGCGACGUUUGCACCGUUGGUGAGAAAUGCCCGUGCAAAAGGAAGUGUCCAGCGGAAACUAAAGAGGAUCCUGUGUUGCAAUGCAACGAAUGUGGUGGGCCCCAAUCUGGAGACAGCGGCAAGUGUACUGGGCUUACAGCACAUGACAAUCUCUGGAAGGAUUGCUACUGCUAUGGGGCCGAGCCAUUCACAGGGUUUGCGUCGUAUGGUGACGCGGCUGCUGUACAAGCUGCGAUUCAAGAGCUACUCUCAAAUCCGGGCUCGGAUACUCCCUCAGAUCCUCCGUCUGAUCCCGAGCCUAAUAAACCUGCGAACUUGGCGUGCUAUGACAACACCAAGUCUAACUUCCAAUUUCAGCAAGGAGAUGUUCAGCCGAGUAUCGAACGGUUUUGUAAGGAGUGGAUAGUGGAUGGUGGAUACGUGUACUACGAUUCCAGAGCCAGUAUGCAAGUGCAAUAUCCCUUGGACGGCAAAUUCCCAUACGAGAGCAAAAAGCUCGUCCAGAUCCAAGGCGUGGUCACGGACUACAACCAAGCCAAGGGUUAUACCGAAGAAGAGAAGACGCAGACAGUGAAGAACUGUGUUGAAGGGCUUGGAAACGUCUUAUUCUAUUGCGAUUAUGGCUCAUAUGAUAAGUGGGGCGGAGACGGGAACUGGAAAGGCCACCAGUUGUAUAUUUCAGGUGUCGCACACUAGUCGUAUUAGUAGUGAAAGUCUUAUAGAUUAGGACUGUUGCUGCGUGGUCAUGAACUGUAAAUGUAGAUAUCUACUGGUAUUCAAGACAAAGACAUGCGUAAUUUUGUUGUGUGCGUAGCAAUCAUUGAAAGACAUGAAUUGGAAUGAGCACCCAUACAGUGUUGUUGCAUGUCUCAAGAAAGACCCAUAGGUUUAUAACCAGGAAGAUGCCCCAAUAGCUAAGCUCUGGAAGGGGACCUCCUGUCCAACUUGUCUCGGGAAGAUUGGAAUUGCUUACCACUUUAGUUACUGAUUGUCACCGCAAC
Messenger RNA from Pseudovirgaria hyperparasitica, 1649 nucleotides. RefSeq lists its product as uncharacterized. The record is from RefSeq and is a predicted model, not a curated record. The transcript is spliced from 4 exons. Lineage: Eukaryota; Fungi; Ascomycota; Dothideomycetes; Acrospermales; Acrospermaceae. The coding region runs from base 1 to 1344 and encodes 447 amino acids.